Molecule: messenger RNA, 4540 nt
Organism: Spodoptera frugiperda (fall armyworm)
Lineage: Eukaryota; Metazoa; Arthropoda; Insecta; Lepidoptera; Noctuidae
Product: protein disulfide-isomerase A5
Exons: 12
Coding region: 163-2094 (643 amino acids)
Biological process (GO): protein folding
Cellular component (GO): endoplasmic reticulum
Molecular function (GO): protein disulfide isomerase activity
Source: RefSeq, a predicted model, not a curated record
GUCAUUUCAAAACUGCUGAUGGUGUAUCACCGUAAGCUUGCUUGUCAUCCAAAAGUAAAUGAAAGUAACGUUAGGAUAAAGUAAAAAAAAACGUAUAUACGUAUUACAUUUUUUAUAUGUAAAAGCAAUAUUUAUUUAUCAAAAGUGCUGCUAUCGACGAUCAUGGAUCGAAAAAUAGUUUGGAGGGUAUUGUUACUGCUAUGUGUAAUAUUUGUUCAAAACUCUGAGCAAGCAAAGAAGCAAAGAACAGCAGUUAUUACAGAUAUAGGUGAUAUAAAAGAUUUUAAGAAACUCUUAAGAACUAAGACUAAUGUUUUGAUAUUAUAUGUGAAUGAGCCGAAGAAUUCGCACACCAUUGUAGAUGUUGUCAAAGACACUGCUGAUGCUAUGAAGGGACAAGCUACCCUUGCUAUAAUAGACUGUACUAGUAGUGAAGGUAGAAAACUUUGCAAGAAACUGAAAGUGGCUACAGAUAAACCCUACUACAUGAAGCAUUAUAAAGAUGGUGAAUUCCAUAAAGACUAUGACAGAAAUGAGUCUAGUUAUUCUCUGUCAAACUUCUUAAGGGAUCCCACAGGAGAUCUGCCAUGGGAUGAGGAUCCUACUGCCACUGACAUAUUUCAUCUCCAGGAUGGAGAGGCUCUGAACAAAUUCUUAAAGAAAGGAGCUGGUGCUUACAAGAAGUCUAUGAUAAUGUUCUAUGCGCCCUGGUGCGGAUAUUGUAAGACUCUGAAACCGGAGUAUGUGAGUGCUGCUGCUGAAUUGAAGGGUGAAUCAUUACUCGCUGCGAUUGAUGUAUCCAAACCAGGAAACUCGAAAAUAAGGCAAUUGUAUAACAUUACUGGUUUCCCUACGCUUUUAUACUAUGAAAAAGGCCAAUACAAACUGCCGUACAACGGCGAGAACAAAAAGCAAGCUAUCGUAGACUUUAUGAAAGAUCCAACAUCUGCAAUGCAACAAAAGAAGAAGGAGGUUGUUGAUGAGAGCUGGCCUGAGGAUUCUGAUGUUGUGCAUUUAACUGUUGGCAAUUUUGAAGAAACUCUUUCGAAUGUUAAAAAAGCUCUCGUAGUCUUCUAUGCUCCUUGGUGUGGACAUUGCAAGAGAAUUAAGCCUGAAUUUGAGAAAGCAGCUAAAAGGAUCAAGUCUGAAAAGAUCGACGGUAUUUUGGCGGCAGUAGACGCGACGAAGCAGCCGGACCUCGCUUCUCGUUUUGGAGUAAAAGGAUAUCCAACUCUAAAGUACUUCAGCAAGGGAGAGUACAAGUUUGAUGCAAGUCAUGCCAGACAAGAAGAUCAAAUUAUUAGCUUUAUUAAGGACCCUCAAGAGCCACCGCCGCCACCACCCCCAGAAAAGCCGUGGUCGGAAGAGGAGUCGCCCGUGCGCCACCUCGACUCCGCGACGUUCAGAAACACACUGCGCAAGAUCAAACACGCCAUUGUCAUGUUCUAUGCACCAUGGUGUGGACACUGCAAAAGUACUAAGCCGGAGUUUGUGAAGGCUGCAGAGAAAUUCGCUGAUGAACUAAUGGUAGCGUUCGGAGCAGUCGAUUGUACCGCAGACCAGGAACUGUGUGCCAACUAUGACGUCAGAGGCUACCCCACGAUCAAAUACUUUAAUUUCUACGACAAAGCCGUCAAGGAGUACACAGGCGGUAGAAAGGAAGGUGACUUCGUAAACUUCAUACAUAGCCAAGCGGACUUCCAUCCGACUGCUCAAAAGGAACUAACGGCACAGCAAUCUGGAUUCGGUCUAAAUGUGAUGAUGACCAGUGACGUAGACUUUGAACAGGUGAUGAAUUCACCGACACCUUCCUUCAUCAUGUUCUUCGCGUCUUGGUGUUCACACUGUGUUGAGGCGAAACCACAGCUUAAUCUCCUAGCAGACAAGCUUAAAGCUGAAGACAUCAAUAUUAAUGUUUAUGCUGUGGAUGCGGCUAAGAAUCCGAAGGUCGCUGACUUGGCGGGAAUACAGACUCUGCCCACAUUUAAACUGUACACGAGCGGGCAACUUAUCUCUGUCUAUGACGGCGGCCGCAAUAUGGACGAGAUGUUCGAGUUCUGUCGCCAAUACGCCAAGGUGAAGGAUGAGUUGUGAUCCUAGUUAAACCUUAUCUUCACUCAAUAUCCAUAUUAAGUCGUUUCAUAUUUGUGGUAUCCUCGCAUUUACUUAAACUAUUGCCGAAGUUAUUGUAAAGUUUAUGUAUCCUAUGUAUUAUAGAUAUUCUGUACUCGUAAAUAUUUUACAAACUAUCUUAUAAUAUUUAGAUUGAUAUCGUUAUUUUAUAUUUAUCUAUACUAAUAUAUAAAGAUUAAGUUUGUUUGUUUGUUUGUUUGAAGCACGAAUUUCUGGAGCUAUUGGUCCGAUUUGAAUAAUUAUUUUUGUGCACUUAUCAAGUAAGGCAAUAAAACAUCAUACUAUGACCAAUAUUAGCCGAGUGGCGGAUGAAACCCGCGCGGGAGCAGCUAGUACCAUUAUAUACCUCUAAUAUAGCAUGCGUGUUUAUAAACCGUAUACAAUUUCAACAAUAAGACUUUGAAUAUUGACAAUACACAAAUGUAGUGGUUUGGUUUUACUAUCUAAGAAGAUUAAUCUAUUUUUGCAAUGUUAUUUCGGGCGACUAUAGUGCUCGCGUUUAAUUAGUUGCUAAUGUUACUUAGAUAUGAAUUACUUAAAAGACUAAUGCAAACAUAUUGUAAUUAUUAAUAAAAAAAGUAGUCGAAAAAUGAAUAUUCAAUUAUUGUUAUAAUAGUCUAUGAGUUAUUUUUCUACGCAUAAGACAUAUUUAGAUGACUUAUUAGUCAAAUAUAUAUUGUGUAGCAAAGAGUUUAAUAUACAUUCGUAUGUGCAUAAUAAUCUCAAUAAUGAAUAUCAGAAAUUAAUCAAUAUAAUAAUAUUUAUUUAUAGAUACAAACCGCCGUACUCAGAGUCGUUUAAUGGUCACUUAAGCCUCGUCUCCACUAGGAACAUAUUUUGUGAAGCGAGUCAAUGACGGGGCCACAAUACAUGUCGCUCAACAAAUGUUCCUAGCAGGGACGAGGCCUUAACCCAAUCCUUAGCAAUUAUUUUCGGAACAAAAUUCUUACUAAGGAAUGGUUUAAGUAAUCUUUAAAUGUCUGUGAGUGCGGGUGUUAGCGAAUGAAGUAUAUUAUGAUGUUAAUACGUAACGAAGGAAUAUUUAUUAAUUUAUUUUGUUUUAUUUAAUUGUAUGCUUUACGCUAGAAUCUUCCAUGUACGUACGUCACAAUAAUUCAGUGAUACAUCACCAUCGAAGAAAUUGUUCUAGUUAUUUGAUAUAAUGGUGAAUUCAUAUACACGAUAUAGUAAUAAUAUCCUCCAUUAAAAUUCUCUUAUGAAUAGUAUAAGUAAUGUUAUGAAAUUCUUUUAAAUACGUAUUAAUCUUUUGAAAAAUUAUAAUUAUGUAUGUUGUAUAAUAUGUCCCAAACUUUUAAUGGUAAUCUGCAUUUAUUUUAGAAAUUAAAUGUAGUGUUAUAUUAACGGCGUUUGCCUCGACAUUCCUUGUACUUACAUGUUUUAUUUAAUUUUACAGUAAUAAGAUAGAACACUCGGAUUUUAUCGGCGUCUAUGUGUAUGCACCAUGUGUUUGGUGAGCUUCGUUUCAAAUGAAUUUUAUCGUCACUAGUUGUAAUCUUUGAGAUUUCACAUUUACGGUUGUUAUAAGUCUACAGCAGAUGUAGGACACCUCGAAAACUAUUGAGAUUGUUUAUUUAUAUUGAAAAAACUAGUCUUAACAUUGUGAUAUGUCAUUUCCGCACAAUUUUUACAACUAGUCUGUCUUCCAUGUAUUAAAGAGUAUGUAGCAUAAAGUUUCUGAAUCGUUUGAGUUGCUAGUGAUAUCAGAAAUUCACUAGCGCCCGAAUACUGAAACGCUAUUCAAUUUUAAGUUGUACUUAAAUAUCGUGCUGCCUCUGUCAUUUUAUAAAAAAUUGAUUAGGACAGAACUAGUUUUGAGAUUGUCUUAAAAUUGAGUAGCGUUUGAGUAUUCGGACAUAAAUCUUCGUAUUACCUAAAUAUAUCCAGUUUCUAAUAACACGCGGUAAACGAGGUGUUCUAGUACCCGUUUGUUUUAUUUGUAUUGUAAUGUUUUGUGUAUUUUCUAGAUUAUGGAUAUCAAAAGUUGAUUUUGAAGUAAAAUAUGCAUUUAAAGUACCCGUAGCACCAUUCUAGUGUUGGUUGGGCUUCCAAUAUAAUUUGUAUUAUUUUUAUAAUAGCUAAUGUUACUUAAUAAAAUAUGCAUUUAUUUUCAUACUAGAUUUAAUAAAUGAUAUACAUAUUGUGCAUUUUCCAGUCGUGACAAUACAAUGAUAUGAUAAAUGGAUUAAAAUAUAAUAUGAUGCCGUAACAAGAGAUACCAUUUUUGUACUUGAUUAAACAAUUUAUUCUAUUAGAUGUUUAUGAAGUUGUUCGAAUCCGUGUUAAGCUAACUUGUUAACUGUAUGAGCUUAAAAAGUAACAGCAAUAUUAUUAAUAAUGUGUCGCGUAACAUUUCAAUGUCUGUGCGAAAUAAAACUAAUCAUUUAUA